UUUUGUCUGUUUUUAGUGCAUAUUAAACACUUUUUUAAUGUUAAAUGUAAAUUCAUAGCUCUGCUAAUAACCAUAAAAAAAACCAAAAUAUUUUGAGGGGCAGGUAUUUGCAGAAUACGGAACUCACAAAACAUCUGCGUACCUAUACGUCGUUAUGUUUCGUCAAAAAUCGAUAUUAGGUACCGACGGUACCGUAUAAUACGGGGAUUAUGAAGUACAUCUGUUAUAAUUCACUAAUUCAGACUGAAAUUUUGGUUGUGAUAUUUAGUGUUUCAUUUCACCAAUGAAUUGUUUUAAAUGAAUACAACGUGAUUUUUAAACCAAUGUUUCAAUUCACCUCAUUUUACGGUACGUUUAAGAUAAACGAUCAAAAUAAUUAAAUGUUAUUAAUUUGGCCACACACACAACUUCUUUCUAACACCAUGGAUUUAUUUGAGACUUGGGAAGAUCAAGAAAUCCAAUUUGAUUUAAGUAUUAGCAAAGCGUUGAAGAUGAGAAACGGAGAAAAAAUAAUAGAUCGUUUAGAAUUUAUUGAAGAUACAAAAGGAAAUAGUGGUGAUAAAGGUGUACUUGUUAUUACAAAUUUGAGAACAAUCUGGCAUUCAAUGACUUUAGCAAGAAUAAGCUUAUCUAUUGGUUACAAUUGUAUACAGGAUGUUUCUACAAGGAUUGUUAACUCGAGAUUAAAAGGAAUAACAGAAGCAAUUUAUAUUCAAGCCAAAUACAAUGGAUUGAGAUAUGAAUUUGUUUUCACAAAUCUGAUACCUGGUAAUACAAGGCAUUUCACAUCAUUUAUUGGAGUUUUCAAAGCUUAUAAUUCCAGUAGACUUUAUCGAGAAUUAAAACUUAGGGGGGCAAUAUUGAAGAAUGGACGUUUAAGGCUAUUGAUGUUCGAAAAAAUGUAUUCAACCGUUAAUGGCGUAUGGAAUUUAUCUAGCGAACAAGGAAAUUUGGGAACAUUUAUAAUAACAAAUAUUCGAUUAGUGUGGUAUGCAGAAAGUAAUGAGACAUUCAAUAUAUCGCUUCCAUACAUUCAUAUAAAUUCUAUAAAAAUUAGGGAAUCCAAGUUUGGUGAAGUGUUAGUGAUAGAAACAAAUGGUUACAGUGGAGGUUUUACACUUGGAUUUCGAAUAGAUCCCAAGGACCGAUUACGAUCAGUUACUAAAGAACUAUCAUCAUUGUUUCGUAUUCAUGCUCAAGCGCCAGAAUUUGGAGUACAUUUCGUUACUACAGAUCAGAUAGAAAAUAAUGAACCCAUUCUAACACCACCAACCCUCUCAAAUUAUGAUGAAUUUGAAGACGAGAAUACAAUAGGUGUUUCAAAUACUUUAGCUGCAUAUAGUGUAAGUAAGACGGGUAAAGAAGAUGGACUACCACAGUAUGAUUCUGCAAUAGGUUUAGCAAUUGAAACAUUGCCAGAAGGUUAUACAAUGGCAUCUUUGUGGGAAGUUAUACCAAGUACCAAUAAUAAAUAA
Messenger RNA from Rhopalosiphum padi (bird cherry-oat aphid), 1475 nucleotides. RefSeq names its product Bardet-Biedl syndrome 5 protein homolog (gene BBS5). Gene Ontology annotation, cellular component: BBSome; ciliary basal body. Gene Ontology annotation, biological process: cilium assembly; intracellular transport. The transcript has 9 exons. Gene Ontology annotation, molecular function: phosphatidylinositol-3-phosphate binding. The record is from RefSeq and is a predicted model, not a curated record. Lineage: Eukaryota; Metazoa; Arthropoda; Insecta; Hemiptera; Aphididae. The coding region runs from base 381 to 1475 and encodes 364 amino acids.